UACAACGCCAUGCUCCCAACCAAGGAAUUAGUGGGGCAAGACCUCCAAUACUCCUACUACCAUUACCUCGUCUUCUCCGCGGUCCUACUGCUCCCUCUUCUCGUCCUCAAGCUCCGGCUCCGGCAACGCAAAGACAAAGACGGCAACAACCCGCCUCCCGGCCCAUGGCGCCUGCCGGUCAUCGGCAGCCUGCACCACCUCGUGAGCCUCGCGGGCGCACUCCCACACCAUGUCAUGCGAGACCUUGCCGGGCGGCACGGCCCGCUGAUGCUGCUCCGCCUUGGGGAGCUCCCCCUCGUGGUCGCGUCGUCGGCCGAAGCGGCGAUGGCGGUCAUGAAGACCCACGACGCCGCGUUCGCCACGCGGCCGCAGACGGCCACGCUCCGCGCGCUCACCAAGGACGGCCUCGGCGUCAUCUACGCGCCCAACAGCGACCACUGGCGCCAGCUCCGCAAGCUGGUCACCACCGAGCUGCUUAGCGCGCGGCGCGUCAAAGGGCUCCGCGUCACCCGCGAGGCCGAGGUCUCCAGCCUCGUGGCGUCCAUCGCGUCGGCGUCGGCGUCGCGGUCCUGCAAGGAGCCCGUCAACCUCAGCUCCCUGCUGUCCAGGUUCGUCACCGACGUCACGACGCGCUCCGUGGUGGGCGACUGGAUCACCGAGCGCGAGGCCUACCUGGAGGCGAAGCGGCAGGUCGUAAAGAUGGCUGCCAAGUUCAGCCUCGCCGAUCUGUUCCCGUCGUCGCGUCUCGCCCGCAUGUGCAGCGGAGGAGUGCGCCAGGCGGAGGCGUGCAACCGUGAGAUCAACCGUAUCAUGGGCAAGGUCAUCGAGGACCACCAAGCAAGGAAGUCGGCUGGCACCGGCGGCAAGGAAGAGGUCAUCCUCGACGUGCUGCUCAGGACACAGAUUGACGGUGUGCCUCUCGACAUGGGAACCAUCCGUGCCGUCAUCCUCGAUCUUUUCGCCGCCGGGAGCGAGAGCUUCGCAACGACGCUGGAGUGGGCCUUGGCGGAGCUGAUACGGAACCCGACCACGCUCCACAAGGCGCAGUCCGAGGUGCGACGCGCCCUCGCCGGACAGACCCGCGUAUCGGAGGACGCCCUGCGCGACCUCCCCUACCUGCAUCUGGUCAUCAAGGAGACUCUGCGGCUGCAUCCCACAGGCCCGCUGCUCCUCCCGCGGGAGUGCCGGGAGCCCUGCCGCGUCCUCGGCUUCGAUGUGCCCCAGGGUGCCAUGGUGCUUGUCAACGCCUGGGCGAUUGGCCGCGACGCCGCCAGCUGGGGCGCUGACGCCGACGAGUUCAGGCCGGAGAGAUUCCAAGGCGACGGCAGCAAGGUGGAAUUCUAUGGGACGGACUACCAGUUCCUCCCGUUCGGCGCGGGCCGGAGGAUGUGCCCUGGCGUAUUGUUCGCCCUCGCCAACGUGGAGCUCGCCAUGGCCAGCCUUCUCUACCAUUUCGACUGGGAGCUCCCGGGUGGCGUCGAUCCGACUAAGCUGGACAUGACGGAGGGGUCCGGGCUCUCUGCAAGGAGGAAGAGCGAGUUAUGGUUGAAUGCCACUGUUCAAGUCACUGUUCCUGAGUGAAUCCCUCUAAGGUUUUCGUUUCUACAUAAAGAAAACCUUUAUUUACUACCGAUAUCCAACAGUUAGGUACACCCCUGUUCCAUAAUGUAAUGUAGUGCAUAUAGAUUUUUAAAAAAGUCAAAUCACAUACUUUGACCAGUUUGCGAGGUAGGCCAAACAUAUAUCAUUAGAUUCAUCAUAAGACGUGGUUUCAAAUUUUUGUAUAUUUGGUAUUGUAUAUUGUAUGUUGUGGGAAUUGCACGAUGUAUUGCAUUUCGUGCAUAGGCACGUAUA
Messenger RNA from Triticum urartu, 1854 nucleotides. Its product is annotated as desmethyl-deoxy-podophyllotoxin synthase. The record is from RefSeq and is a predicted model, not a curated record. Lineage: Eukaryota; Viridiplantae; Streptophyta; Magnoliopsida; Poales; Poaceae. Gene Ontology annotation, molecular function: iron ion binding; monooxygenase activity; oxidoreductase activity, acting on paired donors, with incorporation or reduction of molecular oxygen.